Messenger RNA from Apis cerana (Asiatic honeybee), 7392 nucleotides. Its product is annotated as BMP and activin membrane-bound inhibitor homolog. The record is from RefSeq and is a predicted model, not a curated record. Lineage: Eukaryota; Metazoa; Arthropoda; Insecta; Hymenoptera; Apidae.
CAAGCGUCGACCAUCGUCGGGAUUGGACGCUUGUGAAAAACCACUUCCACGAGUCCCCGUAUCUCGCGUCUGCCAGUGAACGUUUUUCUUUUUUUUUUUUUUUUUUUUCCUUCGAUCGUUAUGAAUUUUCGAAACGGGAUCGCGACACAGAGGAAUCGAUCGUGACCGUGACGAACAAGAGUAAUAAUUUCUGAUCGGAUUAACGAGGAUAUCGUAUUCGAUGGGGUUUCGAUCGUUUCACCGCGAUCGAAAGCAGUGUCGAAAGUGAACGCUGACGCGAAGGAAGUGGACGAUUCGCGCGAGAUUCGACGAAUAAACGCAGGUGCGAGAUUAAAAUAAAAUGUUGUCGCGGGACUUGUUGACUUUCGCGACUAUGGUGUCGAGUCUAACUGUGGUCGUUGGUGCUUCCGUGGAUCUCGAUUCAGGGGACUACGAGGUGCUCCCCGAUAACGAGGGAAAAUCCGAUGACAACGGUAACGUUACAUUUUGAGUGCAUGAUUUCAUGGGAAAGUCUGGGGAAACGGUCCGUGACACCAGGACGGCUCGAAACGACCGCGUGAACGGGUGUGCACGUGGGUGGCGCCAGACACGAACGACCAAAUCAAUGAAAAUAAUGGAAUUGUCGUUCCGUUGCCGGUCGAAUUUCAAUCGUUAGUAUCGGUACCUGGUCGAUCCAGAGAUUGAGAAUUUUUACACAAUUUUUAUCGAUUGCGUUGUUCCAUUGCAUGUUGUUACACUACAUCUUGAGGCUAAAGUUUAUUGUUACACGUGGCCAGCGCAGCUCGAACGUAUCACCCGCUGGAAUAUCAUUUAUUCUCGAUACGUGUCUUUUCUUCCGGAGGCAUUUUAUCCGUUUGAUUGAACGUGAGCGAUUCGUAUCGAUGCUGGCAUAAUAAAUAAACUCGCGGCAUGUAGCUAAGCUUUAAAACGAGCUUGAUGUCCGAUCGAUGCAAAUCGAUUAAGACGGGGAAUGCAAUUAUUUUCUUCUUCUUCUUCUUCUUUUUUUCUUUCUUUUUUUUUUUUUUUUUCUCCUUUAACCUAAAACGCAGAGAACGGCGCAGUGUAGCAUGUGCGAGGAAUCAUUUUUCUCGUCCUCAAAACUUUUCGACUGGCUGCCACUCGACUUUGACGCCAGAGUAAUAAAAGUCGGGAAACGCCGCUCUCUAAAUUAAGACCACUGAAGUCACUGAAGUACAUUAAUUGGCUCGGCCUUUUCUGCAUGCUCCAUGACACUCGGGAUUCGUAGAAUGGCCCUCGAAAAUUCUGAACGCUUUGUCAAACUGCCUCGAAUUACAAGGUCUGUGAGCACGGCGGACAUCGUUCGAGUACGCGUUCGAAAUUUAUAAUUUGUAAAGCUAAUGAAAGGCUCGAUAGAGGCUCGGGGUUGGUUUUAUCGUUCACGUGGAACGUAACCAAGGGGAAAUGGCAGGGGCAUAGGAUGCGUUGAAUGGUUGGAAUCGUUUAAGCAAGUGUCCCGACGAUAAAAGGGGGAGGGGAAAAAAAAAGUGAAGAUAAGAGGGAAGCAGAUGCAGCCGUGGUGCGGCUACGUCAUACGGCAGCUCAACCACGAUAAUUGCAAAAUUGUACGUUCCCUGAAACGAAAAAGAAACAAAAAAAAAAUAAAGAAAAAAGAUUUACACCAGCAUGCCAUUUUAAAACUCGUUUUUUGUGACGGGCAAGCAACGCGGGGCAAUUAAGGACGCGUGCAAUUUCAACGUUUUAUCACGAUGCACGUAAAGCAAAAGUUACGGAGAAGAAGGGUAGAGUGGAAUGCAGGAAGCGGAUGAAGACGACGAUCGCGACGAAAAUCGAAUCGGAGAAAAGGGAAAACACGACGAGGCUCAACACGGAUCCAGUUGAUUCACGAUAUCGAUCGAUAUCGAUUUGAACUGGCGCCACCUAGGAUGCGCGUCCCGUGGGAUUGGUCGGUGGGGUACGUGGCCAAGCCGUACGAAUUCCGGUCAAACGUGGCGCGCUUGCGAAAUAAUAAAUAUUUAAAUUUUACCGUUCGCACGAUACCGAGUUUAGAAAGACGAUAAAGUAUGUGUCGGGCGCCAGCUAGGCGCGCGGAUAGCGGAGUACAUAAUAUAAUGCCUAUGUGCACGAUACCCACCUUCCGACACGCUUGUCCGCGGGGUCCUCGCUUUACUUACACACCGGUACACAAUCCGCGCGAUUCUUCCUUCACCCGUGCAUCGAGAAACCCCCCCGUUCCUAUGAACUCCUCAAUGUACAAAUAUUGGCCGAAACUUGGCCGCCGUUACGUCAUUACGAAUCUCGGAUCAUUCGGAUAAAAGCGACGUUUAAUUUUCGUUUAAUCUCCCCGAUAACGAGAUACAAGAGUCUCCUUACGUAAUCGUACGAUACAAUAAAUCAUAGAUUAUGCAUUACGUUGCGUUAUUUACGACGGAUUACCUAACAACCUUCGGCUUCGUCCACUUUUUCAAUUCUCGCGCCGGAAGUAGAGAGGAGGAAAUCGAUCUGGCGCAUCCUCCUCUCCGAAUCUUCGCAAGGCUGUUCACGCGUCGCGCACGUACCCGAUCCAUACGUACGGGAUGGGAUCCGGUUCACGGAACCAUUUCACUCUGGCGUUAUAGUUUCUCAGACACGCGGCACAUCGCAUUCUUCGUCCCGGGAAAAAUGCUUCUCCUCCCCCGUCCUCCUCUCACUGUUUCUUGGAUCGCGAAGAAGCCGUUAAUCUAAUGCAUCCGACGAAUCCGAGACCGUUUAUCUACGAGCCGCGUCGAUCCCUCGUUUCGAAGAAGAACGAUCCGUGCGGAAUUUUAUAUUUAUAGUGCACGCAGAUUAGAAAGUUCGUCGCGUUUUCCCGGAAAUCAUUAAACCCAAGAUCGGUUGUUUAGCGUUAGUUGUAGCGUUAGCAGCGACACGCUCGAGAAACUCUAUCGAUCGAUCAAAGUGACAAUGCGUGUCGGUUUUAACGCGUGCAUCCGGCGAGUCGUGUGCAGAAGCAUUUUUUCCAUGUUUUCAAAGGUUGAUUAAAAGAAGAAGGAAAAAAAAAAAAAAAUUACGUAAAUCUCCGAGGUUCGAAUCUCUUAUCUUACAACGAGUUACGGAAUUGUGAUAAUUCUCUUCGUUCGGUACGUGCAGCCGGUUGCAUAUUUAUAGACUAGCGAGGUCGAUUUUACGAUAUGAGUCAUUCGUUUCGAAUCGCAGACGCACAAUUGUCAGUUUUAACAAACUGUUAUCGAACGAUUGUUCGUACGUACGAGAAAGGGUCCAAGAAUCGUCGUUCUUUUACACGCGCGAAUCGACUCAAAUAUUUUUCCUCGCUCCGAGGGGACGAUAAUCGAUCCUGCCUCGAGAAAAAGAACGUUUCCUUCGACUCGAGAAAUCGUUUCUCACGGGCGGAAAUACAAACACGGUUAAACGAAGCGAAGAUAGUCCCAAGAGAAAGAGAAAGAAGAAAGAGAGGAAAAAUACGAGAGAUGUCAAAAAAUUGGAGACGAAACGAAAACGCUCUUGUCUCGAGGGAAGUAACCGCGUCGAAAAAUGCGAGCUCAUCCGCGCGCCGCCGACAAACGUAACGCAUGCACGCACACGCGGGCACAGCCGGUGUUUCACGUGUUCACACUCGGCCGAGUUGCAGCUGGUGUUACGUGCGCUCGUCACACACACACAGGCGAACACAGAAGCGGCACGGUGGCGCCUGUCGGCCACACAAAUGUGCAUGCGUGCGUGACGAGUUUAUACCUCUUUGUCUUGCGCACGUCCACGCGUACGUAAAUACGCGGUUUGCACUUACACACGCGCGCAAACACGCACGCCAAACGCAUUUCGCGCCGCGUCAAAGUGGCCUGGCGAGUGUGUGGGUGCACCAGUGAUCUCGUUUCGUUUUGACAAAGUAUAAGAAGCAUAAGAAUGGAGGAAAUUUCGUUCCUCUCGCGGAACGCUCCGAGAAUAGCGAAAAAUGGAUCGUUUAUUCUCGGCCGACGAAAAUUCGAAAUCGCAAAUUUUCCUUUUACGGCUAUCUUGCUACUUCAUAUAUUCUAGAUAGACGUACGUAUGGACAGAAGUAUACGGAAGUGUUGAUUGUCGUUUACACGUCGAGAUAUUAUUACGCGUGUAGCGUUGCACUCGUAAUCGCAAGAGAACACCCGGACGUGGAUAAAAGUUGAGACAUUUUUCUUGGCGCCCUCGCGCUCCAUACGAACCACCCACGUAUCAACCGCUAUCUGCUUCCGAAUCGGGGCCCAACGAGUUAUUUACAGCCACUUUGCUAUCGUUCCAAUCGUAUGCUUAAAUUAAAUUCGAUCGUGUUGCGGGAAAAGAAGGAAAGAAAAAAAGGAAAUGCUCGAAAGACGAAUUAAUCGGGAAUUCAUUUGUGGGAAAAGGAUGAACUCGAUUGCCGAAGCCUGCGAUUUAUUAAAAAAUAAUAAUAAUAAUAACUUAAUUGGAAUCAACGCAUUUAUCUUUCUAUAUAUUUAUAAAUCUGAAAUGUCAACGAGAAGGAGGAGAAAGUUUUAUUCGUGAAACGCUUAAUUUAUGUGCGAGCGUGCACGAUAAUUCGUUCACUCGUUUUUAUUUAUUUAUUUAUUCUUUUUUCAUUCGAUUCUUCCGUUAUUAAUUAAAUGUAAGGAGAGAUUAAUCACGUUAGAUCAGUUAGAGGUGAUAGUUUCGAUUCGACGUCUUAAUGUCUUUCAUUGCAUUCAAUGCAAAAGAACGAGAGAGUUUAUUCUCGCGAAUAAAACUUUUGACUCGUGGGACGGGUGAAAAAUGCGUUAGCAUAUUUCGUUACUCUCUUCCUCGAACUUGACCUCGUUAGCAGCAAUACGUAAAAAUGGUUCUCGUUACCGGCACCGGCAUAUUUACCCUCCAAAAAUUUACAUCAUUCGUCAAGUCGUCGGGAACGCACAACGUGAGACGACGUAUUCCAACGAUGUUACGACGAAUAAUCGCGCGUUUUAAUAUCUUUCUCGUCGAACUUCAUCCGUUAAAUUCAGAGGGAUUAAAAAAACUUGGAAACUUUUCGCUUUCGAAGCGUUCUAAUUGAUCUUCGUUUGGGACGGCACACGUGUAGACAUCGGGGAAAAAGAAAAAAAAAAUAGCGACUCGAGGGGGGACGAAUAUAACUUGACUGUUUGAAACCCGUGUCCCGUCCUAUCGACCUUGUUGAAAUUCAAAAAUGGUUGCAAUGCACUCCCGACCGCUCGAUGCACAUGCAUACGAUAAAUAUGCGUCAAACGAUACGCAGCGUGCAUUAUUGCAUCGUGAAAUUCGCAUGAUCGUGUAUUCCGCAUUACCGUAAUAAGCAUACUGAAGUUUACGAGUGGCGUGUAUUAAAAUUUAUGCAAUUGAAAAAAAAAAAAAAGAAAAAAAAGAGACGAGGGAAAAAGCAAGAAAAAACACAGCGUUCGCGCACUCUAUGAUAAUAAACUUCUAUCAUAAAACGUCUACCAGGCGUGGUUAAGCAUCCGAGACGUCACUAGACCGACACGUAAUGAAUAUUUUUUUUUUUUUCUCCUUUUUUCAUCGGUGGCGCCAAACGGCCAUAAAUUCUUCGUUCGUCUCAUCAUAAAUGCAAGACGUAUCGCUGCUUGACUCACUGUCAUACGCCUCGAUCCUCUACGAUCCGAGGCUUAAGGCAACACACUUUAAAUUCAAUCAAAUCCUUCCUGUUCUAUCCUGCCUGAGUAACUUGGAGAUAUCCGUGCGCGAAUAAUACCUCCCCACCCCCUUGCACCAUUCAAUGAUGCAACUUCAAUUCGAUUAUACUUGGAAAAGACUGUCCCGGAAGCUUUCAAUCUUCUGGAAACACCGUCGACCCCAUUACCGGACACUUUUCCUUUCUCCGUCCCGUUCCCGAUCGACGGUCGCUCCUCCACCGAUCCGUUCCUCUCCCUCGGCCGCGCUUCGAAAACGCUUGAUAUUCCGCGAGGGUACUUUCUGAAUUUGAUUUGUCGACGGUACGCGUCGCGCACAAAAGGAUUCCUUGGACGUGGAUGGCGCCUAAGGAGCAAUAUAAUCUCCCUGCUGGUGGAUAUCGAUCGAUCGAAAAUGCAAGGCGGCGCUCAUCGGAUAAUAUCGAUUCGCCGCACAUUCGAGAAGUGAGGUGUUACUGCAAUCAACCAGAAUGCGUACCUCAAGGAUACAUGUGCCGCGGCAAAGGCUGUUUUACAGAAUUACCAUCCAAUGCAAAUCCAUCAUUAUUAAGAGCAGAGCAUAACGCUUAUAGUGGUUGUCUAGAUGAAAACUUCAAAGAACGGCAAUGUCCCACGGGAUAUCUUUGUUGCGAGCAGGAUCUUUGCAAUCACGUAGAUAGUCCAGCCAUGAGAAACAGGCUCAACAAGACUCUUCAAGUGUUGGUGGGUGAUCAGCGACCUUUUCUCGGCCCGGUUCAACCGAUCAAUCAUGGAGGUCAGUCAACAGAUGGAUGGUUCAAGACUGCCACAAUCGCUGUACCGAUUUGCGGUCUAAUCGUUCUACUGAUACUGGCCAGUCUUGCCAUUAGAUUACUUCAGCCUGUACCGACGCAAAGCGACAAACUUGGACCACAUCGGAUGCCCGAUAAUGGACCGCCAUUAUUAGGACCACCAAAAGUGCCUCUUGUUUAAUUAUCUUGCAAUCCCAAAGACGUUCGAUAAAACGGAUAGACAUUAGUAAGACUAAUUAGAAAGCUAGCGGGCUUAUAUAGCUCCACUUGGCUGUGAAUUUUGUGAAAAAGAAGCGACUGCUAUAAAUUAUAACAUUGCGUGUUGUGCAUCGAUAGUUGCAAUUCCUCGAAACGACGAUGAUCGUCAUAAGAUUGAAGAGUGAGAAAAGGCCAAUGAAAUAGGACCUUUGUACAUGACGUUAAUUAAAAAAAGAAAGAAAAAAAAAAAAAAAAGAAAGAAAAAAAAAUGAAAUGCAUGAUAUCGCCUUUAUUAUAGCAUUGUAAAUAGAUUAUGUAUUUUAUAUCGUGUAUUAGAUGAUAUCGCUUAUUUAGGCGGCGUACAAAUUGUAAUGUAAUCGCGAUUUACGAUGUCGUCGAAUUUCCUAGAUCGAAAAAUAGAUCUAGCCGCAAGAUCAUAAUAAUGUUACGAUAUAAUCUCAAGGGAUACACAUAUAAUCCUGCAAUAAGAAAAAAAAAAUAUCUUUUCCAUCGAGGAACAAUAUCGAUAAAAAAUGAAUGAAGAACACAAAGUCUGAUUGUUUUCUUUUUAAUCGUAUAAGAUAUCUUUUUUUGAAAUUCUAUUAUUCUGGUACAUCAUGUACUCAUCAUAUAGUAAUUAUAUUCCAUAUAAAUAUUAUAUUGUGAUAGUAUGACAUAACUCUGUGUAUGAUAAUUAUAUUAUUAAGUAUGUACCACGACAUUGUUUUACAACAUGUGUUACUCAUGAGGGAUAAAUCGAUGCGAAAAUCGACUUAAAAUAUAUUGAAAUAAUUUUUCAGUAA